This is a messenger RNA of Fusarium redolens, 1293 nucleotides long. RefSeq lists its product as uncharacterized. Gene Ontology annotation, biological process: regulation of transcription by RNA polymerase II. The transcript is spliced from 2 exons. The coding region runs from base 1 to 1293 and encodes 430 amino acids. Lineage: Eukaryota; Fungi; Ascomycota; Sordariomycetes; Hypocreales; Nectriaceae. Gene Ontology annotation, molecular function: DNA-binding transcription activator activity, RNA polymerase II-specific; zinc ion binding. The record is from RefSeq and is a predicted model, not a curated record.
AUGUUGCCAAGCCAACGGCUCAAGAAAAAGCCUCACCAGAAGUCCAAAAAUGGUUGCCUCAACUGCAAGCAGCGCAAGGUCAAGUGUGACGAGGCUCAGCCCAAGUGUGCCAACUGCAACAGGUUUCGCUUGGAUUGUCAUUAUCAGAACAUUCGGCAAAACAUAGCCGCAUUGCCACCGAUAGCUGUACCUCAAGCUGACACGGAACCCACACCCGUCGCCCCAGCGAGACGUAAGCGAGGCCGGCCGCGUAAGGACUGGACUACCCAAGGCCUUGCGUCAGAGACACCCGUUCAGUCGGAGCCUAGCCAGGGAUUGCUUCCUUCAGAUGCUGAACUUAACAUCACUCAAGCUGAGUUGCUGCAUCAGUUUAUCACUCGCACGGGGCCAAAUCUAGGCGGCUCCGAUGAUCCUAACCACCCAAUCGUCCAGUUCUGGUCGAGAAAUGCAACGCUACUCGCCAUCUCGCAUCCCUAUCUGCUUCAUCUCUGUCUCUCUCUCGCGGCAUAUCACCUGGCAUUUCUAGCGCCAGAACCAGAGCCCAGCAAGGCACGCCACGCCGCCCUCGCCAGACAUCACUUUUCUGUCGGUCUCACCCAGGCAAAUGAAGCCUUGUCCAUUAUUGACGCAUCGACUUGUGGCAGCCUCUACGUAUCAACGAUACUCGUGUGCUUUUGUUCAUUUGCCGCAGGACCCAGUGGCCCUGACGAUCUCUUUGUAUGUUCUGCAGGGGAUAAAUCAUCCCACAAAUGGCAUCCACUAGCACAUGGUGCACGGCUUAUACGAGAGCUUUACGACGAAAGUGUCCUGUUCUCCGGACUUACAGAGCCUCUUGGUAGGCGUAACCCACCACCUGAGGACCCUCGCCCGACCUGUGUCUGCCAGGGCUUCGUACGGGUUGAUUGGACUGACCCUCUUGCAAGACUACACGACUUGGUUGUCUCAACUGAAACGCCGAGCGAUACUGUCUACGUACGCUCCCUACAGAUGCUUACUGCCAUCUACGAAGGUACGUUUGGUGAUAGGGAGGGAUGUGUCAAAACGCCAUUGCGCCACAAAGCCGUCCUUAUAUGGGUUUACAUGAUGGAAGAUGCUUUUAUAGAGCGUCUACAGAGAAAGAAAGCCAUCGCAUUGCUGCUACUAGCCUAUUAUGCCCCUCUGAUUAAAACCAUGAAAAGAGAGUGGUUCCUGCAUGGCUGGGCGGAACACAUUCUCCGGGCAUCCGAGAUGUAUAUAACAGACGACUAUAUUGACUUCUUGCAAUGGCCUGCCGAAGCAGUGAGAUCAAUAUGA